CUCUCAACAACAUACUACACCCUUGCUCCGGCCCUCCGCCUCCCCUACGUCGAUCCCCUAUUUCGAUCUCCCACUUCGAAUGAGAAUCCCCGAAAGCUCUUGAUUUUUCCUGGACUCGAAAUACAUGCGACCCGGACAGACCAGAUGGACGAUCCGUCGAGGAUAUUAGCCCAGGCAAGGGCGCAACUCGAGGCCUUGAAGCAGGCCGGUCUAAGUAAACAUGACUUAUUAGCUCUGCUCGAGGAAGAGCCACAGCAACAACAACAACAGCAACAGCGAUCACCAGUACCACUACCACAAUCACAACCACAACAACAGCAGCAGCAGCAGCAGCAGCAACAACAACCACCGCAACAGCACCUGUCACCCGUGUCACCCGAUGCCCCUGCCCUGCAGAACUUCAGCUAUCAAGACCUCAAUGCCUCGUUCCGACCACCGCCUCAGUACCGGGCAUCCAUAUCUACGGUAUCGAGCAGCUCGAGCGGCGACAGCUGCUUCUCGGCCGCCUCGGUGCGCAGUUCCAUCUCCUCUUCGUCCAACGCCUCGAGCGAGUCCAAGUUCUGGUGCACAUCUUGCAACAAGACGUUCAAGCGCAAGUUCGAUUGGAAGCGACACGAGGAAGAAUUUCACGACCGUUCGCGCAAGUAUCCCUGCGAUAGCUGUAACCAGAGCUUCUGGGGCCCCAACACCUUCAAUCAACACCACAAAUCCGCUCACGGCUGCCAGACGUGCCCUCAUGCCGAGAUGGUCAUGAAACCCAUGAAGAAGAGAAGAGCUUACGGUUGUGGGUUUUGUGCGGCGCUGCACGGUCAAUUCGAGCGCCACAUCGACCACGUGGCGACGCAUUUCGAGAGUGGCAUGACGAAACAAGAUUGGUCGCAUUCCAACGUCAUCUACGGCUUACUUCAUCAGCACGGAAUUAUUGAGACCUGGAAGGCGCUAAUGGCGAGCAAGCACAGUCAGUUCAACGACCGCCAGCCCAUGUUUGGCUGGUCGCCGGAAUCGACAGGUAGGGCGCACGGGUUUGUCGAGAACGAAAACCCCGGCCAACUACAGGACCUCCUCGAAUUCUUCGACGGCUCCAAAGAGAGCGCCAAAAAGAUAGUGCAGUUGGCUGAGACAUGCGUGCAUGUCGUCUUCCGGCCCAAGUCGCAAUCGUCGAGCCCGGUCACAGCUAAUGAUUCUAUCCCUCCGCCAUCGGUGACAAGCAGCGGUCCGCUCCGACACUCCGUGUCGCGUAGCUCAUUGCGCGAACCUCGACGGACCGCGUCCACGUCAGCCAUGAUGAAAGCGAACAAGGCCAUUCGGCGGACAGUAUCCAGUGCUACGGCCCCAGCACUCACACCCGUCCCAUCCAUGACUUUGCAUUCGUCAACACAACCACAGCAUCAAUUAGGUUCUACGAACAACGUAUAUCCUAGUUACAUGCAUAGUUCGGACUCAGCCGUCCAUCCCCAGGCACAGCUCACGUCUAUACCAGCACAUCCGAGUGCCUAUACCGAUAAGGCCUUGCCUCCUCCGCCCUUGGAUCCUGUCUCCCCAAUGGCGGUAGACUUUCCCCAAUUUACCGAGCCGCCUCACAUGGGCGCCCCCCCACAAACGCAGGGGUUCCUCCCGGAGGUUGACUUCUCUACCGAUUGGCAUAGUUUCACGAGUACGCUUGUGGGCGGAAUGGGUGACGAGCAACAGCAACAGCAGCAGCUCCAACACCCCCAUCCACACCCUCAUCCACAUCAGCAUCCACACCCGCAGCAACAACAACAAGCGAUGACGCCUUUCGCGGCGACACAGGGAUUUCCUAUGAGCUGGAAUGAUUUAGGACAUUACACCGGCGCACCAGGACCCUAACACAAAAAUAUAAAAUGGGGAGGGUGAAUAGAUAGGGCGAGGUCAACUGCUUUUGUGCAAGUACUUAAUAAUGAUGCUAUGAAUUCAAGGGGGGAACGGGGGAUGUGGAAGGCUUUUGGUUCCAAUUGUAUAAAUGGUUU
Xylaria bambusicola is the source of this 1988-nucleotide messenger RNA. RefSeq lists its product as uncharacterized. The record is from RefSeq and is a predicted model, not a curated record. Bases 145 to 1848 code for a protein of 567 amino acids. The transcript is spliced from 2 exons. NCBI's taxonomy places the organism in Eukaryota, Fungi, Ascomycota, Sordariomycetes, Xylariales, Xylariaceae.